GCAACCGCCGGCGCGGUCCCACGCCAAUAGACGGUGGCGAUGGUGGGAGGAAGGCGGGUGUUUCCGUGCACGUUCGGGGAGCGCCGGAAGCGGCGAGAGGAGGCGCGGCGGCCGCCCGGGGAGCUGCCGGGGGAGCUGCAGCAGGAGUGAGCGAGGCAGGCAGAAAAACUUUGUACUGAGAGAACAAAUGAAUCUGAAUACAGUGUAGUAAACUCGAGGUUUGAUCUCUUGAAUCCUUGCUAAUGGAAUCGUCUCAUAUUGAUCCUGAGAGGUAAUUGAAUGGGUCUUCAGAAGCAGAAUUGCUAAAACUGACAGAAAAUGGCGUAUCGAAGAGAUGAAAUGUGGUCUGAAGGGCGAUAUGACUAUGAGAGAGUUCCAAGAGAACGUGUCCCUCCAAGGAUUCAUCCUGAUGAUGAUUACCAUAGAGUAGUAAACGUUGCACCCAAGAAACCACCCCUGCUGGAAAGACCUGGGGAUGGGAAUUACAGUCGAUAUGAUGAUUACAGUCACACCGACUACAGAGGCUAUGAAGAGGGUCGCAGUUUUGCACAUGACCGAAGAAGUGGCCCUCAACACCGAGGUGAUGAAUCAGGAUACAGAUGGCCAAGGGAUGAUCAUCCUGGAAGCCGGCAUCCAGAAUACAGGGACGCCAGAGAUGGCUUCCGAAGAAAAAGCUUCUAUCCUUCUCAUUAUAUGAGAGAGCGAUCCCCUCAUAAGAGGGACUCUCCUUUCUUCAGGGAAUCGCCGGGGAGCCGAAGGGAUUCUCCGCACAGCAGAUCUGGCUCCAGUGUCAGCAGCAGGAGCUACUCUCCUGAAAGAAGCAAAGCCUAUCCUUUCCACCAGUCCCAGCAUAGCAGAAGUAUGUCAUCUUUACAUAAAAGAAAUAUUUCUUCUCAGCAAGGUAAAGAGAGGACAUCAGUUCAAUCCCUGAAAACAUCGAGAGAUGCAUCACCUUCAGGCUCCACAGCAGUAUCCUCGUCAAAGGCCUUGAAUAAGAGCCACAGACUAUCGGAAAAGGAACUUGCGGAAGCUGCAAGCAAGUGGGCAGCUGAAAAGUCAGAGAAGGCGGAUGAAAACAAUUUACCUGAAAUAACUGAGUAUGAUGCUGGAUCUUCAGCUCCAUUGUACAUUGAACAAACAGAGGAAACAGAAACAAAUAUAGCAGAUCCUACGGAAUUAUAUGAAGAUGGCCAGCUGCUUGGCCGCUCAAAAGCAAUUGCAACUAAGACAAAGGAGAUUGAACAGGUCUACAGACAAGACUGUGAAACCUUUGGCAUGGUAGUGAAGAUGCUAAUUGACAAAGAUCCAUCGUUAGAGAAGUCCAUCCAGUUUGCCCUGAGGCAGAAUUUACAUGAAAUAGGUGAGCGAUGCAUUGAAGAACUCAAACAUUUCAUUGCUCAGUACGAUGCUGCCAAUCAAGAUCUAUCAGAAUCCUUCAAAGAGGGCCCAUACUAAGGACAAAAAAUUGCUUUUCGCUCCUCUGCAUUGAGUAUGCCAUAAUACAUAAAUCUGCUUUUUGUGGGGAAAGAGGAGAUCUUGUUGGAGAUUUGAACCCAAGGCCUGCGCUCCUUUGUAGCAGCUCAGAUGGCUACACCUUGUUCAUGGUGGUCUCUGCAGUUGUAUUCUUCAUACCUGUACUUCUUGACAUAUAUUCCUUCAAAAGGACGUUCUUUUAAAAAAUGCUGUAAAGUGACUAACUAUUUUUGAAACCUUUACACAGUUACCUAGGAAAAAACGUUCAGUCUGAUGUAUGUACACUUACGUUUUGAUGUUUAUAAGUGUAACUUCAAACACUGUGUUUUUUAUUAAAAUAACAAGCAGCAGCUCUUCAUUCCUCAACUUAUGCAGAAAUAUGUCUUGUUUUCAUAUAUGCUAUAGGAAGGGAAGACUUGCAAGAUUGUUUGCAGCUAUGAUUUAAAUUAUUUAUUAUAGAUUAAUUUUAGACUUCAGAUUCAUUCUGUAAAAUUACCCUGGGGGCUGCCUCUAGCCUCUGACCGCCUGAACGGCUCUUAACUAUUUGAUACAAGAAGUGCUGUAUUUUUACUCUAAUUGCAAGUUCUGCAAAUGCCUUUUAAAUUUUGAUGUUUUCAAAAUAUCACAAGUCAUUAAGCAGUAUUAUGUAGGAUUAACUCAAUUUUUUGUUAAUAUUUGCAAGUAAACGUUUCCUUUAUUACGUCUUUUUACUAUACCUUACAGAGUGCAACUGCAGGCAGCCACUGAGAAGGGAAAGGUGUCUUGCCUACCCUCUCCCUCUCCCUCCUUAUGCCUUCUCACCGCUUUUCAUCCAUCAGUUUUAACAAUUAGGAGACUGUGUGUAAUCUUUAUUUCUGACAUCAAGAAGGAACAGGAAUUUGGGGUGGCAAGGUGGAGCAAGGAAAGCGAGCAGGACUGUCUCCUUAGUAACCGCAGAUUGCUUUGGAUUAGGUGUAAUGUGAAGUUGAACCCUAAGGCCCCAAAUUCAUAAUCAUUUCAAACUUGGGUGAUUCUGGGUAAUGCCUGGAACCAAUUUGGACCAGGCAGAGUGACUUGUAGUUGGGGAACAGAGAUUGAGGAGAGUCAAGAAGCUGCCAGUGCUACAUGAUUACAUUUCAGAGAUGAAAAAUAUUUAGGACUCCUUGGUGGUAUCCGGACUGUUGGAUUGUGUACAGCUUUACAUUUAAUCAGGUUUUAUUAAUGCUUUUAUUAAUGUUUUAGGAAAGGGAUAUUUUGACUCAUAAUCACAAAGAGUUAAGUAUAAGCUCAAUUGUUUUGUAUAUAUUUGUAUUUAGAAACGUGAAACUCUGUACAAGGACUAAUAACUAAAGCUCACCAUUUCCAAAGUCCCCACAGUAUUUUUAAAUGAGAAAGUCAGUGACUUCAGCCCCUUACCAAGGUAACUUCUCAGAUUUUGUCAAAUUGGUGUGCAGAAAAGUAAAUGAAAUAGCACUGAUUUUGCGUGUACAAGAUACUGUAUAUAUCACAGCAUCUUACACAUGCAAAUCUUGAUAUGGUACAUUAAAUAUGUAUUACAUUGGAUUCCUGAGAUGCCUGAUUAGUUUUAAUGUCAGUAGGGUGUGGUUUUGCAGUUGGCUUUUGUUGAUUUCUAAGACUUCACCUUACUCAAAGGAGAUGACCUGCAACUUACCUUGUUGGCAGCUGGAUUGUGUGGGCUGCGCAGUGGGUGGGAAUCAGCUCAUGGAUCCUAGAGGAUGCUAAUUUGGGGAGGGAGAGAGAGGAAGAGAGGCAACCUGCUGUGUUGUGGCACAGUAGCUAGACCUGACCCACCUCUUCUGGCAACAGCCUGGUUCACUGAGAUCAGUCAUGAAACCACAGGGCAGAAGCGUAACUACAGCGCUUCACCACUUGCUUACAGGACCGAGAGCAUUUGUUACAUCAGAGUUUCUGCUUUGGGUUAGCAAUGCUACCAAAAAAGAAUACUGAAAUAAUGUUUAAUAUAUUUUUUAUUAAAAAUGUCCAUUACUACUGUACAGUUUGUUAGGAAUUUCCUUUGUUAGAAGCCUGAUUAAAUUUAAUAUGAUAUAAGUA
Messenger RNA from Columba livia (rock pigeon), 3525 nucleotides. RefSeq names its product periphilin 1 (gene PPHLN1). The record is from RefSeq and is a predicted model, not a curated record. The transcript is spliced from 11 exons. Gene Ontology annotation, biological process: negative regulation of gene expression, epigenetic; negative regulation of DNA-templated transcription; protein localization to heterochromatin. Gene Ontology annotation, cellular component: nucleoplasm. The coding region runs from base 319 to 1455 and encodes 378 amino acids. NCBI's taxonomy places the organism in Eukaryota, Metazoa, Chordata, Aves, Columbiformes, Columbidae.